Amoebophrya sp. A120 is the source of this 786-nucleotide messenger RNA. Lineage: Eukaryota; Dinophyceae; Syndiniales; Amoebophryaceae. The record is from the annotation of a GenBank genome assembly.
GGGAAAUGUUUCCGGAGCCGGAGUGGCGCGAAUCGAGGCACAGCCUGCGGCACGGGCCGGGGCGGGUUGUUUGAUUUAGGCCCGCAAGCAGGGGCGGGCAUUAGGCAGCCAGCGGCCUGCCCCUUCACGCCCGGGGUGUUUGUUGGCUCCUUGGCACCGGGGCCCAGGUGUUUCCUCAUGGAUUUGGGCACGGGGGGGCGCGCGCGCAGUAGUGACCCAGAAUGGGGCGGCAGGGAUUUCCUCUGCGCUGCCGUGAAGAUCCUGACUGCGGAUGGCGGCCCGUGUUUCGAAGUGAUCUAUAACACAAAAGGUAAGCGCCGCAGCUUUUGGGGCUUGCUUAGAAACUUCGCCGGCCCGUCGUUUUGUAUGUUCGGGCGCCCGGCGCUGGGGUCGCCGCUUUAUUUGCCGGGGCCGGAUUCUUGGGAGGACCUCACGGCCUUCAACCCUACGCGGCCAAACAUAACCACGGCAAAACGCGCCAAGAGGUUGAGCGGCUUCCCGUCUUGGCGCGGCAUUUUGCCGAGGGCGGCGCCCCUUUCUCUGGUAGCCGGGCCCCGCCAGUUCGUUGCGCGACACCUUUGCGGGGGUAAUUCCGUUAAGCACGCAGGGGCCGCGACCCCAGGCGGAACGAAGCAAGCGGCCCGCCGUUUCUUUUGGUGUGUGAAAAUAAAUAAGCCCGGGCGGAGAGCUUGGCCGCAGGAUCUUGGCUAGCUAGGUCGGAGGGCCGGCGGGCCUUUUUCUUCGGAGCGUGGAGGGGCCGCCGGGCGCCGUGGCGCCAGAAAGCUA